ACUGAACAUUUCUCGCAAGGUGGCGCUUCUGCGCGGUCCCGUGUUGGGAGGGUACACAAUGACGUCAUGAACAUGGCGGCGGAACGGCCCAGUCUGGAGACGUUUGUUUGUUCGGUUUGAUGUUGUUGCAUUUCCCGGCUGUUUUCGUUGUGAUGUAGAGUUGCUGCUGACCGUGUGUUAAACCUCACCACAGCGAAACCCUCCUGACAGUUCCGAUGUUCCCUCCGUACGACAUCUUCGCCCGGACGCUCUCCCACACCCUCGCUGUCCUCUUCAACUUCGCCUGGAAAUGUCGCUUCCGCCUCCCGGUCUUUCUCACCACGCUUUUCCUCGCGUUCGACAUCCGCCUGCGUCUCGAGAUCAACCUGAACCGGUAGUUCCAUGAAGAGGAAGAAAUCCCCCCUCUCACCUGAUUCCUCGCUGUGCAAUUCUGCCCACUUUUCUAUCAACUAAAUUUAAGACUUCCUAAAUUAUUCCAACCAAGAAGAAAAUAGCUUCUCUGAUACCAGAAUGCAGAUCAUUCUUGCUCUUGCUACGUAACGUCUAAACUAUUGAGAAAAAAGUUUCAACCAGUGUCAACAAAAUAAGCUUUCUUUAUCAGCCCGAAAUCAACUAGAUUCCUUUGCUUUAGCAAACCUUACCCUGCAGCCGAUCUUUCUUUGAGACUUAGUGAAAAACUUAAAGAAAGAUUUAACCAAAAUUUAAGAGAAAAAGAGAAUGACAUCAAUGUAGCAAACUUGGCAGAUUUUUACUGAAACUGCUUGAUGCAUCUCAGGGUUGAAAACUAUGGAUCACUAACUUCAUGAAAUAGAUUUUGCAAGACAACUGUUUGCUGGAUAGCAGGUACCUUGAGCUGCAUGACCAAGCUUCAAAUUUGAACUAGCUGAACUUUUUAGAUUGUGUGCUGAUUUGGGAGAUAACAAAAUAAAGAGAUGGCUCGAGGUGUGAAGGACCUACGCGACUUGAUCUGCCUGUCGAGGCUGACGAUACGCGACAGUGAUGAGGAAAUGGAUCUCAGCGAUACUGACGCAGAUUACGGGAACUUUAGAACUUCCUCUUCCCUGGAGAAUGGUGAUGUCUUUCGGAAGGAUGCUGGUGUGGCGUCUUCCAUCUUGGCAACCCAGAGGACCAGUACUGCUUCAAAAGAUGAACUCUUCGAGCCACACGUCAAUCUAAGGAGGAGUAAGAAAGCGCCGCUACCCCCCGUCGGGAUCGGUUCCCGCCCAUCCUCUAGUGCGAGCUCUGGUAGCGACACCGCUCCGGACGCGAGAUCCGUGGGGCAUGAUGGGAACUUUGACGGGAUUCUGGGAUACAUGGACGAAGCGGUGAUUGCCGAUUGGCUGAUGAGGACUAACGUGAUGGUGGAGGAGCUCUCUGAUUGGUGUUGCCAUGGUGAUAAUUAUGUCCGCUUUGCCCACUUCUGGCUGAGCGGGAUCCCGCCAGCACAGCGGACACAGCUGAUUGGGAUGGAGGUGGGAAUUUUUUUUUAUGUAGGUGGCACUGCAGCAGUGGGGAUCGUACGUGAUGAGAUGGAACGGGCGUUCCGUACGGGGCGGGAGAGCGGUGACGUCACAUCGCUCGCCCUCCGUAAGCUCCUGUCUGCGGUCCUGCGGGAAUACCCGACCAAGCUGCUCACCUCGAAGGGACCGCACAUCUUCUUGGAGAAACUCGACGUCCUGACGUCAGGUAGGAGCGAGGAGUAUCGUGCAACGCUGACAGACGUCAAAGUCAGAACGCGGAACAAACAGUUCGUCCAGUGGGUCCUCGCGCUGAGGGCGUUCGCUCUGCUCAGCGUGUGGCAUGCCGCGGUCGGCUUCUACAGGACGAUCACGUGCCCGGGAGCACAGGGGGGCCUCGCAGACGAACAGGACCAAGGCACCGUUACCGCGGACAGCCUGGAGGAGCGAUGCGUACAGGCAGUGCAGAGUGGUGCGGUGGACGUCCUACAUUACCUGUCGAAGGUAAAGAAGGCAGAUUUAGGAGUGAGGGACGGAGAGAACAGGACGCUGGUGUUCAUCGCUGUCACUCACAACCAACCCAAGGUCCUGACCUACCUGCUCACAAAGGUUCACCCUAGACCCGACAUCAACCUCCCAUCAUGCACUGGGAACACCCCGCUCCACGCAGCAGUGAAUGCUGGGAAUGUAGAGCUAGUGAAGACCCUGGUGAAGGCCGGGGCCGAGGUGAACACCGCAAACCCGCAGUGCGACAGCGCCACCCCGCUGCACCUAGCGGUACUGCAUGGUGAUAAGGAGACGUGUGAGGUGUUGCUGUCCGCAGGUGCGCAGGUGUCAGCGGAGAUGGGUGGACAGACGGCUGCACACCUGGCAGCAGACCUGGGACACCUGGAGAUACAGCAGCUGCUUCUCACCUGUGCGGGCACACCUAUGCAAACCUCAUGAUUUUACAAACU
Messenger RNA from Branchiostoma floridae (Florida lancelet), 2413 nucleotides. RefSeq lists its product as uncharacterized. Gene Ontology annotation, cellular component: cytoplasm; nucleus. The transcript has 7 exons. Gene Ontology annotation, molecular function: protein binding. Bases 933 to 2402 code for a protein of 489 amino acids. Lineage: Eukaryota; Metazoa; Chordata; Leptocardii; Amphioxiformes; Branchiostomatidae. The record is from RefSeq and is a predicted model, not a curated record.